This is a messenger RNA of Vombatus ursinus (common wombat), 2571 nucleotides long. It is a transcript of the gene UNK, whose product is annotated as unk zinc finger. NCBI's taxonomy places the organism in Eukaryota, Metazoa, Chordata, Mammalia, Diprotodontia, Vombatidae. The transcript has 16 exons. Bases 19 to 2457 code for a protein of 812 amino acids. The record is from RefSeq and is a predicted model, not a curated record. Gene Ontology annotation, biological process: cell morphogenesis involved in neuron differentiation. Gene Ontology annotation, molecular function: mRNA CDS binding; metal ion binding.
AGGGAGGAAGACAGGACCAUGUCGAAGGGCCCCGGGCCUGGCGGCUCCGCGGCUUCCUCGGCGCCCCCGGCCGCCACCGCCCAGGUGCUGCAGGCGCAGCCCGAGAAACCGCAGCACUACACGUACCUAAAGGAGUUUCGCACGGAACAGUGCCCACUCUUUGUGCAACACAAAUGUACCCAACACCGGCCCUACACCUGCUUCCACUGGCACUUUGUUAACCAGCGUCGCCGUAGGUCCAUCCGCCGCCGAGAUGGCACCUUCAACUAUAGCCCUGACAUCUACUGCACCAAGUAUGAUGAGACCACAGGCCUCUGCCCAGAGGGAGAUGAGUGCCCGUUCCUGCACAGAACCACAGGGGACACCGAGCGACGGUACCACUUACGCUACUACAAAACUGGAAUCUGCAUCCAUGAGACUGAUUCUAAAGGAAAUUGCACCAAAAACGGCCUGCAUUGCGCCUUUGCUCAUGGGCCCCAUGACCUUCGCUCUCCUGUCUAUGACAUCAGGGAGCUCCAGGCAAUGGAGGCCUUACAGAAUGGUCAGGCUACAUCUGAGGGGAGUAUCGAGGGUCAGUCGGCUGUGGCUGCAAGCCACGCUAUGAUAGAGAAAAUCCUCAGUGAGGAGCCACGGUGGCAAGACACAACCUAUGUCUUAGGGAAUUACAAGACUGAGCAGUGCAAGAAGCCUCCUCGGCUCUGUCGCCAGGGAUACGCCUGCCCGUACUACCAUAACAGCAAAGACAGACGGCGGAGCCCCAGGAAACAUAAAUACAGGUCCUCCCCUUGCCCAAGUGUGAAACACGGGGAUGAGUGGGGCGACCCUGGCAAAUGUGAAAAUGGAGAUGCCUGCCAGUACUGUCAUACUCGAACGGAGCAACAGUUCCACCCGGAGAUCUACAAGUCCACCAAGUGUAACGACAUGCAGCAGUCGGGCAGCUGUCCCCGAGGUCCUUUCUGCGCCUUUGCCCAUGUUGAACAGCCCCCGCUUGGUGAUGAUUUUCAGUCUUCUUCAGCUGUGCCCAGUCCCACACAGGCUGGCAGUGUGAUGUACAUGCCGUCAGCAGCAGGGGACUCGGUGCCUGUGAGCCCCUCCAGCCCUCAUGCCCCAGACCUUAGUAAUAUACUUUGUAGGAACAGCAGUCUGGGUAGCCCAUCUAACCUCUGUGGCUCUCCCCCGGGCACUAUCCGAAAGCCACAGAACCUAGAAGGUAUCAGCUUCCCUGGGGAGGCAAGCCCAGCACCUGGUAGUUACAAGAAGGCACCUGGCUUUGAGAGGGAGGACCAAGUUGGAGCUGAAUAUCUAAAAAGCUUCAAAUGCCAGGCCAAAAUAAAGCCCCAUUCUCUGGAACAUAGGAGCCAGGAGCAGCCUCUGAUUCAGCCCAAACAGGACAUACUGGGCAUCCUCCCAGUGGGCAGCCCCCUGACCUCCAGCAUCUCUUCUAGUAUCACUUCCAGCUUGGCAGCCACACCUCCCAGUCCCGCAGGCCCCAGCAGUGUCCCUGGCAUGAAUGCAAAUGCCCUGCCCUUCUACCCUACUAGUGACACAGUGGAAUCGGUCAUAGAGUCUGCCCUUGAUGACUUGGACCUGAAUGAGUUUGGAGUAGCUGCCCUGGAAAAGUCAUUCGACAGCAGCACAGUGCCUCACCCAGGUGGCAUCAUGAUUGGUGGCAGUUUGUUACAGAGCUCUGCCCCUGUGAACAUCCCUGGCUCCCUAGGCAGCUCGGCUUCCUUUCAUUCUGCCUCUCCCUCCCCUCCUGUCAGCCUUUCCUCACACUUCCUCCAGCAGCCCCAGGGCCAUCUGAGCCAAUCAGAAAACACUUUCCUGGGGACAUCAGCAUCACAUGGAUCAUUAGGUUUAAAUGGAAUGAACAGCAGUAUCUGGGAGCACUUUGCCUCUGGGAACUUCUCCCCAGGCACAUCGCCAGCGUUUCUGUCGGGCCCAGGGGCUGCUGAGCUGGCCAGGCUCCGACAAGAGCUGGAUGAAGCCAAUGGGACCAUCAAGCAGUGGGAGGAGUCAUGGAAGCAAGCCAAACAGGCUUGCGAUGCCUGGAAGAAAGAGGCCGAGGAGGCCAGUGAGCGGGCCAGUGCUGCCGGCAUGGAGUGUGAGCUGGCCCGGGAGCAGCGGGAUGCCCUGGAGGUGCAGGUGAAGAAACUUCAAGAAGAGCUGGAGCAACUGCAUUCUGGGCAGGACCCCCAGACCCUGUGCUCCUUCUCCGACCUAGAGGCCCUCUCGCUCUCCACCUUGUACUCCCUGCAGAAGCAGCUCAGGGCCAACCUGGAGAGAGUGGAAAAGGUGGUAUUCCAGAUGCAGUCACCUGCAAAGUGUCUCAAGUGUCAAGAGCAGCAUCGGGUGGUGCUACAGUGCCAACACACCGUGCUGUGUGAGCUGUGUGCAGAGGACAGCGAGUGCCCCGUCUGCCACCCGAGCUGUGCCCGCCCUCCCCUCCAGUCAUGACCCACCGGGCCAGAUUACAGCACAUAGAACUUUUUAAAGUACACACAUAUAUAUAUAUGUAUAUAUAUAUAUGUGUGUGUGUGUGUGUGUGUGUAUGUACACAUACACACAGGC